Messenger RNA from Spodoptera frugiperda (fall armyworm), 4770 nucleotides. Its product is annotated as E3 ubiquitin-protein ligase TRIM37. Gene Ontology annotation, biological process: negative regulation of centriole replication; protein autoubiquitination. Gene Ontology annotation, cellular component: peroxisome; aggresome. Bases 179 to 3265 code for a protein of 1028 amino acids. Gene Ontology annotation, molecular function: ubiquitin protein ligase activity; ubiquitin protein ligase binding; tumor necrosis factor receptor binding. The record is from RefSeq and is a predicted model, not a curated record. The transcript has 18 exons. Lineage: Eukaryota; Metazoa; Arthropoda; Insecta; Lepidoptera; Noctuidae.
AAAGCACCAUUUUUUUGUUUUUAUUUUGAUUCGAUUGAUAUUCGAACGCGGAAGUGGUUUCGUGUAUUGACGCUCGCAUUGCGAAACAUGUCCAAUUGUUAUUUUAGAAAUAUAUAAACAUGUCCAAAUUAUGGUGAAUAACUCGUCGGCCCCGUAGUAAGAAAAGCAAACCUAAAAUAUGGCCUCGCGAGGAGACAAAGGGAAUGGAAAUGGCGAGGAGCAGAUCGUUGAGACGUUGGCGGAGGUGUUCCGCUGCUUCAUCUGUAUGGAGAAGCUGGUGGACGCACACCUCUGCCCGCACUGCUCCAAGCUGUGUUGCUAUGCCUGCGUGCGACGAUGGCUGACUGAGCAGCGAUCGCAGUGCCCGCACUGUCGGGCAGCCCUGCACCUACACGAGCUCGUCAACUGCCGCUGGGUGGAGGAGGUCACCCAGCAGAUUGAGACCAUGCAGCAGAGCAACUCAGCUAGUCAGAGGGAAAGCUUCAGGGAUAGUGCCCUGAACAGGUGUCCGACACACCAAGAGAAGCUGACGGUAUACUGUUGGACAUGUCGGCGCUGCAUCUGCCACCAAUGUGCUCUGUGGGGCGGCACUCACUCGGGACACACCUUCAAGCCCUUGGAGGAAGUGUAUGAGCAACAUGUCACACAGAUCCGUGAUGAAGUGUUCCAGCUGAGACGUAGGCUCACAGAGCUGAUUAGUCUGGGGCAAGAUGUGGAACGCAAUGUGGAAUCGGUACGCGCAGCUAAAGACGAGCGCGUGCGCGAAAUUCGCAAUGCGGUGGAGCUGAUGAUAUCGCGCCUGGAUUCUGCGCUGAAGGCCAAACUCCUCACACUCAUGGGCCAGAAAAACAGCCUGACGCAGGAGACGGAACAACUUGAACAUCUCCUGCAAGAGAUUGAACAUCAACUGCAUUCAAGUACCAGGUCGGAAUUGAUUGCGAAGAGUGGUGAACUGUCGAAGAUGAUUCACCAGGUUCGCAAGAAACCGAUGGCAAGCUUCGUGACUGCGCCGGUACCGGCCGAUUUCCAUAGUGAAAUCGUCCCGAGCUACGACAGCAGCACGUUUCCCCUGAGCAACUUCACGCAGCUGCAGCACGCGGCGGCGCCCGUGUACUCCGCGCCGCUGCACGUCAACGGGCUCUGCUGGCGGCUCAAGGUCUACCCCGACGGCAACGGAGUCGUGCGGGGCAACUACCUCUCCGUCUUCCUCGAACUCAGCGCCGGACUGCCCGAGACGUCCAACACUGCUAAGUUAAGAGUAGGCAAGAGAUACGAGUAUCGGGUGGAGAUGUUGCACCAAGUGUCGCGCGACCCCUCAAAGAACAUAGUGCGGGAGUUCGCCUCGGACUUCGAGGUCGGCGAGUGCUGGGGCUACAACCGCUUCUUCAGGUUGGACCUGCUCGCCAGCGAGGGGUAUCUGGACCCGGAGACUGAUACUCUUAUUUUGAGGUUCCAAGUGCGCCCACCGACGUUCUACCAGCGCUGCCGCGACCAGCAGUGGUACAUCAACCAGUUGAUCACCAUGCAAAACCAACACAUUCUACAAAUCAAUGAUCUCAAAGAGCGUCUCUCAUUAGAGAUGUCUCGCAACUCUAUCGCGGCGACCCGUGCACAGACCGGCUCCAAUACUUCGCAGUCCAACGCCGGCAGCACCGACACGGACAAUCCUUCGCAGAACAACCCCGUCGAUGGAAACAGUCUCAGCGAUUCCAUCGUCUUCGGGAACCAGUGGAAGUUUAGCGCGCCACAUAGCAUCAUGAGCGGACAACGCCUCGCCAGUCCUGUGAGUAUGGUGACGUGCGGCGAGUGCGGCGGGGGCCGCUGCGCGGACGAGUCGCGCAACAACGACGUGGCGGGCGCCGCGCCCUACGGGGACUACCGACACCCCACCCACGCCACGCACGCGCUCGACGCCCCCUACAACCUGCCCUCCACCUCAAGGUCUGCGAACUCCCUGCACGUGUCAGGCACGGGUACGGACAACAUGGCGCUAGUGUCCCUGCAUACGUUACUGAGCGCUGCGCAGGCGCCGCCCUCGCGCGUGCCCAGCAAGCUGCCCAGCAAGCGACAGGCCGAGCCGCGCCCGGACAAACAUCAUGUGCCCAAUAAGGACUCGCAGCUUACUGCAGUAUCGAGCAGCCCGGUGACGGAGUCCAACGCGGCGGCGGCCAACGUAGUGCUGUGCUCGUCCAUCUCGUCGCCCGAACUCAACGCGGGCGCCAAGAUGGAGCCCGAGCCCGCCUCGCACCCGCUGCACGCCGCCUCCGAGAGUAGCAGCGACACUGGCGACUUGAUGUUCAGUGAGCUGGAAGUAUUUGCUGAUGAAAAUAACCCAAGCCACGUGGACGAGAACUCCAAUGAAGAGAACGAUGUCGACGAUGAAACUAUGUCAGGGGAGAACGACAUCGAGGCGGCCCACCUAGCCAGUGGGUCGAGUGGGUCGGGCGCCGACAUCCUGCGCCGCCUGGUGUGCGCCGUGGCUUCACGCGGCGUGACCCCGGCCGGCACGGACGGGUCCGGCCCGCCCGCGCCGCCCCGACACGACCCCGACCCGCAGCUGUCCACCGCCGCGCAUACUGACAUGUUGCUACUCAACCUCAUGCGCAUCAAUGGACUCACGCCUAAGCACUCGCGGCAUGGCGGCAGUAAGCGUCAGUGGAGCAGCAGCGCGGCGGGGUCGGAGUGCGGCGGGGGCGCGACGCGGCGCGGGCCGUGCGCCACGGGCGGCGCGCGCCCCCGCACGCGCCCCGCCACGUCGCCCGCCGCGCCCCGCCAGCGCCGCGCGCCCCCGCUGUCGCCCGGACAACUGCGACACCGGGAGACGAGGCACCCUGCUACAUCGUGCUUGGGCCUGAGCUUCGCGUCGACGCCGCCGGGCACGCCGGAGCGGUCGGCGCUGUCGCCGGUGUCGUCGCUGUCGCUGCACGACUACUGGCCCUCCGUGUCCUCCGUCAGCGACGCGGACGACGUGGAGGCCGUGCUCGAUUACAACGUAAAUAACGAUGUUCAGCUUAAUGACACGUUGUUCGACAUGUUGCUGAACAGCCUGGCCAUCGACGGGGGCGCGGGCGAGGCGCUGGGCGCGGAGGCCCGGCCCCCCACGCCGCCCGUGCAGCCGUGGUCCCCCCCCGCCGCGCCCCCCCGCCCGCCGCGCCCCCCGACCGCGCGGAUUGACCGCAGCGCGCCCGGGCCCACCACCAUCACCGCUACCGCCGCGAGUACCACCAUUAAACAACCGGUGUCCACGCGCCUACACUGGUACUAGCCCGCUCGACAUCCGUCGCAGUAUGACAGUAGUGCCAGUGUAGCCGUGGCACCGCCGCACCCGAUCCCGCUCGCCGUCGAAGUCGCGGCUGACGUCCCGUGACGUAGUGGGCCGGCGCCGAAUGUAUCGACAGGCAGGCCGCCUCCCCGGUCGCUCCCAGUAGCUCCACGGCCGCUCCCAGUAGCUCCCCGGCCGCUCCCAGUAGCUCCCCGGCCGCUCCCAGUAGCUCCCCGGCCGCUCCCAGUAGCUCUCCGGUCGCUCCCAGUAGCUCUUCGGUCGCUCCCCGCGCUCUAUCUUAUGUCUGAGUGGUGGAUCUGAGCUCGCCUCUCAGUUCUAGGAACGUUUUAUUAGAUUUAAUUUGGCACGAUGAUACUCUUUAUGAUAUUUGAGUGUGCCACCUCUUAAGUUUUUUGAGGGAUUCGUGUCUCCUCGUCACUUAGGUAGUUAGAUAACCACGUAUAAAAAGUACGGGCAUUAGGUAAAAAGACUCAAAAUUGAAACGAUCUCUUUAUAUUUAUUUUUUUAGUAAUUAUUAAUGUUUAUCAGUACAAUUAAUUACUAGGGUGAACCGAGUCUGAUUCGCCCGCUAAAAUACUAAAGUGCUAUUUUUGUUCUAUGAUAUGAAAUAUUUUUGUAAAUUCCCAGGCUCGUCAUUGUCCUAAAACGCUUACUAGAAUUUGCAUUUACUUUAAAAGUCUGUUACUAAGAACUAUAUCCCAAUUUCAGCUCAUUAAGCGCUUGCCAUCAUACCGGGAGUAAUAUAAGUAUUGCCAAUUGUAUUUGUAGAGCUUCAUAGACAGUGUUACUCAAUGUAGGAAACAUAAUAUUGAUGUUCGUUUUACUAAAUAACUAAAUAAAAUACAUGUAUACUCAAUAGCUGUUUUUGAAACUAUAGUAAGACUAAGCUAUCGUGUACCUGUCGAGAGAUGCAACAUAAGUACAGGCUCCGUCGAAUAUAAUUACUCGAGCACAAUGUACUGGAAGCGAGAGUACGCUCUCGACGCGUGCAACGAUCACAUUUCAACUCUUCAACUAAGUUACGUGUCAUUUGGUGUCGAUAGUUCAAAUAAUAUUGAUGUUUCUUGUGAUUGUAUCGAUCUCCGGUCGCACCGGGCGUAGUGUCAGUGUUAAGUAUUUAAUCUGUUAUAUUAGUUAGGGACGACAUGACUGAAAAGUUCAAAGUGUGUGAUUCUGUAAGGUUACGAUGAGGAUCGAGUAAUGGAGUAGCGUUAAGCACGUUUUAUGUAUUAGUUGCUGUGUUGACAAAAUUAUCAAAUUAAAAUAUUGGAUUGCAUUAUCGAAUUAACAAUAUUUAGUAAUUUUAGCCAAAUAAAUAAUAAAAUUGAAAAAAAAAGGAAUUUUAUUGGUACAAUGUAACUUUCUAAUUUUCCGAGAUUGUAAUGUUUUAAUUAUUUAUUAUAUUUUUAUUCCAUAAUAGUAACAAAAGGUUAUGUAUUGAUGUUAUGAUUAAAUGAAUGUAAUACAUAUUAAUAAAAAUUCACAAA